GUGCUCUGGCCACUUGGUAUGACGCCGGACGGGACGGCUUCAUCGACCUGAUGGAGCUGAAGCUGAUGAUGGAGAAGCUGGGGGCCCCCCAGACCCACCUGGGCCUGAAGAGCAUGAUCAGGGAGGUGGACGAGGACUUGGACGGCAAGCUCAGCUUCCGGGAGUUCCUGCUCAUCUUCCACAAGGCCGCGGCUGGGGAACUGCAGGAGGACAGUGCGCUGAUGGCGCUGGCCAAGCUCUCUGAGAUCGACGUUGCCGUGGAGGGUGUCAAAGGUGCCAAGGACUUCUUUGAAGCCAAGGUCCAAGCCUUGGCAUCUGCCAGCAAGUUUGAAGCAGAGUUAAAAGCAGAGCAAGAUGAGCGGAAGCGGGAGGAAGAGGAGAGGAGGCUCCGCCAGGCAGCCUUCCAGGAGCUCAAAGCCACUUUCAGUACAUAGUCCUGCCGACCUUGACCGCCAUCCACCGCUGCGCCUCACAGAUGCCCGGGAGGAGAUUGCCAGGCACCCUCACCCUGCCGGCCCCUCCCUGAAGCAGCCUCACACCCCCUGCCCAAUGCCAACCCCUCAGCCUCACACGGGGGCCGGGGGCUGCUCUCAUUCAUCCCAGGGUCUGAGCCCCAGCAAGAGGGUCCUGGGGUGGCCAAUGCCCUGCUCAUCUCCUCACUCUUGGUCAGAUUCUGCCACUUGCUUUUGCAUCGUCUGUCCUUUAGUGACAAUGGGGCUUACGGGAGGCCAGGGUGGACCGCUGUCUGUCCCCUUUCCAACAGGGGGAAGCAGCGCACAGCCGAGAUGACGCCGAGUAGAGACAGGAAGUUCUGUUCCUUCCUGUUGCCUUUCUCCUGGCUCCUUAGCAUCGCCCCUAGGCCCACCAUCUUCAUCCUUCCUCCACCCUUGUCUUCCCAUUUCAGCCUUUUCUCCACUCUUAAUACUAUGCUGCUUGACUAUAAGGAUGCAAGAAUAAUUAGAAUAUUAAGGAGUAGAGGAAUUCCUGUUAACUCUGACUAUGCAAAUUAUAUUACAAUGAACACCUGACAUUCCCAAGUGACAAAUCCAAGGCCUUUCAAAAUCCCCAAAGUCAUGACCAUCCCCAUCAUCUAGCUAGUUUCCAGCAUCUGCUCCAAGGUAUUGAGGUGAAGAUGUUCUUACCCCAGUACAGAUUUUUAUACCUUGAGAGUUCUUUGGAGUUGCUUAUAAAUAACAGGGGUUUGUUGUAUUUUUAAAAAAAUUUUCCUAAUGUCAUAUUUAUUUCUUCUCUUUUGUAACUGCUGUCUUUAUAAUAAAGAAAACAACUGCCUUUCUACCUUAUCACAAUUACAUUUUAAAUAAACUGUGCAAAUGAACUUGGCCGUC
Molecule: messenger RNA, 1346 nt
Organism: Galeopterus variegatus (Sunda flying lemur)
Lineage: Eukaryota; Metazoa; Chordata; Mammalia; Dermoptera; Cynocephalidae
Gene: EFHD1
Product: EF-hand domain family, member D1
Exons: 4
Coding region: 51-434 (127 amino acids)
Cellular component (GO): mitochondrial inner membrane
Molecular function (GO): calcium ion sensor activity
Source: RefSeq, a predicted model, not a curated record